UACUUCAAUCCAGAAAAUGCAGCGAAUAAAGAACAUCAGCGCACCACAGUAGUCGCACCCGAAAUUCAAAUUUCUUGGUCGCUUCUGCACCAUCCUCAAGGAAGGGAAGGGACAGCUCGAGAGCACGACAAUGGGUUUCUUCUCGUUCCUCGGAAGGGUGCUCUUCGCUUCAAUUUUCAUCCUCUCUGCAUGGCAAAUGUUUAAUGAAUUCGGAGAGGACGGUGGACCUGCAGCAAAAGAAUGGACUCCAAAACUAGCUCUUGUCAAGAACCAUAUUGAUGGAAUUAUUGGAAAAAACAACUUCCAGAUUGAUGCGAGGACUGUCAUUGCCGCCAGUAUUUUUCUCAAGGGAUUAGGGGGCAUCUUAUUCGUACUCGGCAGCAAUUUCGGCGCUUAUCUUCUGAUGCAUUAUUUGAUACCGACAACUCCAUUGCUCUACGAUUUUUACAACUACAAAGCCGGGGAUCCCACAUUUUUUAGACUCCUACAAGAAUUCCUUCAGUGUGUGGCGUUUGUGGGGGCGCUGCUGUUCUUCGUCGGAAUGAAGAACUCGAUAUUGAGAAAGCAGUUGAAAAAGAACCAAAAGGCUAAGACAGCUUAAGCUUAAUUCAGGUUAGUUAGAUCAGUUUAUUAUUAUCAUUGGGAUGGAAAAGAAAAGGUUAGGAUUCGAGUUGGGAAAUGAAAUAUGUUUGUGGUAUAAUUUUUGAAUCUGAAUUUAUUUCCAUUUGUAUGAGGACAUCAUGUAUCUGUUCUUUUCAGUGGUGUUUUCAAUUUUGUGGGAUUUAUGUCGUAUUGAAAAUUGUACAAGUGUUAAAAAAGAGAAUUGGGACGUUGCUUAAACCUCUGUGACUCAUUAUUCUUUUUUCUUAAGCAACUUUAGUAAAAAUGUAA
This is a messenger RNA of Andrographis paniculata, 891 nucleotides long. RefSeq lists its product as uncharacterized. The record is from RefSeq and is a predicted model, not a curated record. NCBI's taxonomy places the organism in Eukaryota, Viridiplantae, Streptophyta, Magnoliopsida, Lamiales, Acanthaceae. The transcript has 5 exons. The coding region runs from base 131 to 601 and encodes 156 amino acids.